Molecule: messenger RNA, 3240 nt
Organism: Malaya genurostris
Lineage: Eukaryota; Metazoa; Arthropoda; Insecta; Diptera; Culicidae
Gene: ChLD3
Product: chitin deacetylase 1
Exons: 6
Coding region: 1002-2579 (525 amino acids)
Biological process (GO): carbohydrate metabolic process
Cellular component (GO): extracellular region
Molecular function (GO): hydrolase activity, acting on carbon-nitrogen (but not peptide) bonds; chitin binding; protein binding
Source: RefSeq, a predicted model, not a curated record
GUUCGCAGCGUUUGGAUCGCUUUUCUACCCCGUUAUCUCCAAGUUACCUUCGGUCAUGUGUCACUCGUUUCCAUAGCAUAUAUCAUCGCGUGUUCGAGGUUUCAAGUCCGAUGAUCCGUGAUAAUUUUAAACACGUAAAACGCAGGCACCACAGACACCUUUGCGGUCAGUAGCAGUAGUAGUUCCACAGCAGUGUGCCGUUUUAUCUGUCGCCGAUCAUGUUUAUAUACUUUCAUUGAAAGUGCACCUCUCAACCGAAGCCAACAGCAACUAAAUGGUGUAUGAGCUGCGUGAGCAAAGCUUACAGAGUACGAGUCCAGUGAGAAGAUUGGUCUCACCGACCUCUGGUUGGCCCCUCAACCAAAGAAAAGGGAAAUUCACCCCCGGAGAGUGUCGCGUGCAACGGAAAAUCAUCGGACGUGUGUUAUCGGUGCAAAAGUAAAAGUUGUCCUCGCGAGACGUUGUUGACGUUUGUCGUAAAGACGAAGAAAUCAAGAUCAAGUUUGUGUAGGUUUGAUACGGGACUGGUGGAAAAAGACGCGAGUGAAUGAAAAAUUCGUGCGCGUCAUUCUGUGGGGUGGAUUUUAGUUUCUAUAACUGCUAUUGCUAAUGCACAAGAAGUCUAACCCACAAUUUAUCCAAUUGAUGAUUAAGUGGAGAAAUGUUUGCAUUAACCAACAAGUGUUUGUUCAAGUGGUAACCGAGCGGGCAGCCGUAAAUCGCAAAGGCGGUCAGUGAGAUAUCCUCAAACCGUUUAGUCAUUGUUUGAAUUGAACACAUUGGAAGUAAAACGGUCCACCUACAGUGGAAAAAUUGUACCGUGAGAGAAUGAUGAUAUACCGGAGAAAACCAUAAUUCAACAGUGAACAAUUUCUUUCCACAUUCGGCGAGAGCAGCGCUAGCGAAGAAUCAGCUGAGAUCGAACGAAACGAAGAAAAAUUAUUCAAACUGCGCCUGGGAAGGGGAAGGAAAAACUGCGCGCAAUUUCAGAUACUGCCGGAAUGGAUCUAUUUAUACUCCUCGUUGCUGCCGCCGCGCUGUUUACUUUCACUGGAAACGUGCAUGGCGACAAUCUUGUGAAGCGAAGCCUGAAGAACACCGUUCCCUGUUUCGAAGAUGGACGAUUUUACAGGAAUCCUGAACGACCGAUUCAUAAGAUGUGGACCAGCACGGAGUGCGCCAAAUAUUAUCUCUGCCUGGACGGAGAGGUUUUCGAGUUCAAGUGUUCUGUAGGUUUGAUGUUCGAUGUAACACGGCAGAUAUGCGAUUUCAAGCAGAACGUCGAUAACUGUGAAGUCACAGCAGAGGCCCGUGUCCCGAAACCGUUGCUGGAUAACGCCCAAUGUGAGGAACGUUCACAACUGGGCUGUGGUGACGGAACGUGCCUACCGAACGAGUAUUUCUGUGAUGGAUCGAUUGAUUGCCCUGACGGAUCGGACGAGGGUUGGUGCGACGUGGAAAACGAUCCGAAUGCUGCGGAUCCUUGCGAUCUAUCGGUUUGUGAGCUACCCGAAUGUUUCUGCUCCAAGGAUGGUACGAUAAUUCCCUCACGACUGGAGAAAACUCAGACACCGCAGAUGAUUGUGCUGACGUUUGAUGACGCAAUUAAUUUUGAAAAUUGGGAACUCUAUACGCAGAAAAUCUUUACUCCAGGAAGAAAGAAUCCCAAUGGCUGUCCGAUCAAGGCAACUUUCUUCGUUUCCCAUCAAUACACGAACUAUCAGCAGGUUCAAAAGAUGUGGAACGAUGAGCACGAGAUUGCGAUUCAUUCCAUCACUCACCGAGGGCCAGAAGAAUGGUGGUCCCGAAAUGCUACCAUAGAGGAUUGGUUCGAUGAAAUGGUUGGUCAGGCGAACAUUAUUAACAGAUUCUCUAAUGUUCGAAUGGAGGAACUACGGGGAAUGCGAGUACCGUUUUUGCGUGUCGGCUGGAACCGCCAAUUCCUGAUGAUGAAAGAGUUUGGAUUCGUGUACGACUCUUCGAUGGUUGCCCCGUUCUCGAAUCCUCCGCUUUGGCCAUACACAUUGGACUACAAGAUGCCCCACGCAUGUAACGGAAACAAUCAGUUCUGCCCUUCCCGAAGCUAUCCGGGAAUUUGGGAGAUGGUCAUGAACCAGUUGGAAGCCGGAGAGUACACUUGUGGGAUGGUGGACACCUGCCCGCCACACAUGAACGGAGAGGAUGUCUUCAGGAUGUUUAUGCAUAACUUCAAAAGACAUUACCACUCAAACCGAGCCCCCUACGGGUUGUAUUUCCACUCGACCUGGUUCCGGAAGCCCGAGUAUCUAGAAGCUUUCCUGAAAUUCUUGGAUGAAAUGCACAAACAUCCGGACGUUUAUUUUGUCACCAACAAUCAGGCAAUCGAGUGGAUCCGCAACCCAACUCCACUGAACCAGCUCGGUCACUUCGAGCCGUGGCAUUGUAAACCGAAGCAGUUGGAUCCAAAUGAGGUCGCAUGUAAUCUACCUCGUACCUGCAAACUGCACAGCCGAGUACUGCAGCAAGACCGGUACUUGUUCACCUGUAACGAAUGUCCUGCGCAGUAUCCCUGGAUUAGGAACGAAUUCGGGCUCGAUUGAAAAUAGGAACCACCAAGAUUGUUUGCUAUGGCGAAUAACAAGAUAAUUUUUCAUUUUGAGGAAAUCGAAUCCAGCACUAAAACUACAAAAAAUGCCUGAAAAUCAUCUUUCGUACUGUAUUUAUUUCAUUUUCAUAUCCAAAAUUCGGUAGAAUCAAUGAUUAAUAAUCAAAUUAAUGUUUUAUUCGUGUGAUAAAAUUUCGAUGCGAAUGUAAUUGUAAUUCUUCGAAUCCUUUAUUUGUAUAGAUAGAUAAAGAUUGGUUUCCUCUAACUUUUCACGUUGUUUUACAUUUAUAUUUUGUAAGAUUCAUUUGUUGCAACAUUUUACUAAUACGAAGUGAUUUUUGCAAAUAAGUUAGUAUUAGGAGCACAAAAUCAACGAAAAAGCCUUCUUAAAGCUUUGAUUUUUAUGUAAACUGCAACAAUAAUUUAUUCGUUACUGUCGUUUUGCGCUACAAGUAUUUAAAACAAUGAAGCUCUCUAAACAAAACUGAAAACAAUUAAAUGUGGACUGAAGAAGUGCAAAGCUAAUUUAGGGUUAGAAAAUUAUUGAAAUGCAUUGUUAGUGUUAAUGCUUUAUACAUAUAUUUAGGAAUAAAUCAUGAAUGUUGUAAUUUGCUUCAUAAUAACAAAUUCAACGAUUACCUAUGGUUUAAUUUAAA